Messenger RNA from Neoarius graeffei (lesser salmon catfish), 3627 nucleotides. RefSeq names its product syntaxin 16 (gene stx16). Bases 510 to 1469 code for a protein of 319 amino acids. Gene Ontology annotation, biological process: vesicle-mediated transport; intracellular protein transport; vesicle fusion. Gene Ontology annotation, molecular function: SNARE binding; SNAP receptor activity. The record is from RefSeq and is a predicted model, not a curated record. Lineage: Eukaryota; Metazoa; Chordata; Actinopteri; Siluriformes; Ariidae. The transcript is spliced from 8 exons. Gene Ontology annotation, cellular component: endomembrane system; membrane; SNARE complex.
UUAGACGUAGAUAAAAUAACGCAUAUUUUUAAAAAUAUAUUAUUUAAAAGUAGUAGUAACCGCUUGCAUUGAUAACAUAACCAAGAAACCUAGAGGGCUUAUUAGAAGAAAUGUGACCAAUCGGCUAACGCUUUACCCGGAAGUGUCCAUGAUGCGUUUGUGGCCUCUUGCUAUUUCUUCAAAUGUCUUUGUUCAAAACGGAUAUGAUUUAUGUGGUUUCAUGUUUACGUAUUACUCACCGUGGUGGCCAUAAAGUGGUCUUUUCACGCUUUAAGUUAAAAGGGACACGAGACGUAUUAUAUUUUCGUUCUUUAUUAUUGUUUUAGUAUAAAAACUGCGGUGCACCCGAGGCCAGUGAGACUACAUUGGGCGGUUAAUCGGUGGCUAUCUGCUUUCAGUCGCUAACGUUAGGUAGCUACCUGCCCAAAUCUGUCGACAGAAAGCGAGCCAGAAGCAGUCAGCCAUUAUUUGAUCGAGCUAGCCUGCCCUCUUAUGUACUGAAAGUAGUCAUGGCAACUAGGCGCCUGACAGAUGCCUUCUUAUUAAUGCGGAACAAUGCGAUCCAAAACCGACAGAUAUUGGCUGAGCAAGUGAGUACAUAUGAGCCCCGUCGUACUCUGAAUACACGUAGCAAUGCUGCGCUGGUUGAUGAUCGAAUGGCUUUGGUGUCUGGAAUUGGUUUGGAUCCAGAGGCUGGCAUCGGGGUCACUAAAAGGCUCUCACCCAAAUGGAUAGAGGGUGUGGAUGAGAUUCAGUACGAGAUCACGCGUAUACAGCAGAAAAUGAAGGCGCUAGCAAGUCUGCAUGAUAGACACAUGAACCGGCCAACACUGGAUGAUAGCACCAAGGAGGAGCAUGCCAUUGAGAUCACUACACAGGAAAUCACACAGAUGUUCCAUCGUUGUCAGCGUGCAGUUGUGGGGCUGCAGUCUCGGUCUGGUCACUGUACAGAACAGGAGGGGAGGCUGCUCAGAAACGUCAUCUCCUCAUUGGCGCAGAGCCUUCAGGAGCUCUCAACCAACUUUCGACACACACAGUCCAGUUACCUGAAACGCAUGAAGAAUCGUGAAGAAAGGUCUAAACACUUCUUUGACUCUGGGCCUUUGAUGGAGGAGGAUGAAGGCAUAGCAUUACAUGACAGGGGUUUUACAGAUGACCAGCUUGCCCUGGUGGAGCAAAACACAGUACUGGUGGAAGAGAGGGAGCGAGACAUCCAGCAAAUUGUACAGUCCAUCUCUGACCUUAAUGAGAUUUUUCGAGACCUUGGUGGAAUGGUGGUAGAGCAGGGUACAGUUCUUGACCGAAUUGACUUUAAUGUGGAGCAAGCCUGCAUUAAAACGGAGGAUGGACUGAAACAGUUACAAAAGGCUGAACAGUACCAAAAAAAAAACCGAAAGAUGCUGGUGAUUUUAAUCCUCUUUGUCAUAGUCAUCAUUCUAAUGCUUGUUCUGUUUAUUACAAAGUUUUAAUGCUGCAGUUUGUGUACCCAAUUGGAGAAGCAAGGUCUUUUGUGUGAACUUCCUGUGAGCCAUCUAUUCUCACAUGAAUGCAAUAUAAAGAUACCACGUCCACUAAUGAUGUUCUUGUGCAGAAUUUGAAGUUUCUUAUAAAUCCAGUGUCAUGUACAGGGUGCAGUUUCCCAUCCUGUUACGCAGGCUUGGAAGCAAGCCAGUCCACAUUCUUGAAUGAAUUGUUUGCCAUAAUUGUUUUAAAGUUGUCUUGUUCUCAGUAAAAACUGGAUCUGUAAGUAAAAUGACAUCUUUAAUACUCUUUCUAUACAGAAAGGCAAUUAGCAAAUUCCACCCAGAAGCUAGAAGCCAAGAUUUUUCUGUCUGUCUUGUCCAAAAUGUUCAUUUUGCUUCCAUUCCUUGCCCUUGAUUUUAUUUAUCAUUAACAACAGCAGAAAACAAAGAAAGAUGCUUAAACAACAAUUCUUUAGUUGUUGGCCGUUUAUAAAAGAGUUAUCAUUUCUGGCUAUGCACACUCCAACAUGCUUUCAAACAGUUCCUGAACUUGAUUCUAGAAUUUGCGCAAUAAGGAGGAAAAACAGGGAGAUACCAUGAAAAGCAGAAUAUUAUUCUAGUAGUUCGGAAAGAUGAGGAAAAGAGUUUCAUAAGUGACCAGAUUUUCUCUUUAUCAUGUGAAACUUGCAUCCUGAAUAAACGUCACUGUGAACAGUUUAAUUUAAUGUGGAACUUAUCAUACCUAAUAGUUUUGUUUCAGUUUGAGGUGUUAUUUUGCCUGUCUCAGUUGAAUGUUGUUUUUGAUAACCUCACAUCUGUGAUUUUUAUUAAAUUUAAAUUAUCUAGUUUACCCCAAAGCUCCCCAAUUAUCUUAGCUUGGCAAGCUAUUUGUAAGAUAUUGUAUUUAUUGCAGCUGUCUUUCUCUGAAUGACCCUGCCAUCUUUGUAAAGCUCACCUUUGACCAAACACAACUCAGGUCUAUGUAUGUGACUGUACUACUGCUGUGUUCUGUACAAUAUGAAAUUAGAAUGAAAUUUAUUUAUUUUAAAUACAAAGUAUUCUAUAUGGCUAAAACUAUGUGGACACCUGACCAUCAUAUCCACAUGUGCUUCUUGAACAUCCCAUUCCAGAUUUAGUCCUCCUGCUCUAAUAGACUCCACUAGUGGUGUUGUACUUGAACUUGGUCUUGACCACUUUUUUUGAAGGUCUCCUUCUCGUCUUGGAAUCUUCUGCAUUUUUACUCUGUCUUGUCUCGGUCUCCGACAUGGAGGACUCUGGAUUUUAUUACAACACUUGUCAAGACCACAACUGUAGGGAUAUCACUAAAUUGCCUAUGCGUUGUCCGAUUUAUUUGUUAACAUCAUUACUGUGAUUGGAUGUAAAACUUUCUGCUUCAAAUUCAACCAAUAACAUGACUGCUAAUUUUAAAUUAUUGUUACUGUUAAUGUCUAAUUCCCCAAUCCCCCCCCCCCCCCCCCCCCCCACACACACACACACACCCACCCACAUCCUGGUCUUAACUCUGUCUCGCCCUGCUUUAUUUGUCUUGACUUGAUCUCAACCCCUCAUAGUCUUGGUCUUGUGUUGAUCAUGACUUGGUCUCGGUUUAGGUGGCCUUGACUACAACACAAGCUUCCACUAGAUUUUGGAAUGUGGCUAUGGGAAUUUCUGCUUAGUCAGCCAUGAGCAUUAGUGAGAUUGGGCAAGAACGCUUGUCAGCACAGUCAACAUUGUACUUUAUCCCAAAGGUGUCAAGUGAUGUUGAGAUUUGGGGGAAGGCCCACAUGUAAAUGUGCAGGUCAGGUGUCCACAUACUUUUGCCAUAGUGUUUAUGGAAUAUGAAUGUUAAGGAUAAAUGGUCUGUCUUAAUUGUGUGUAGGGAAAGAGAGUUUAUUUUUUGCUUGUUCAGUUGUUUUUAUUUUGAUUCUUUUAUGAAGAGGUGCACCCAAACUUUAAGAAAUUCCCAAAUGAUUUGAAAAAGGAUGGCUGUAAUCUAGUAUAAAUAUAGCAGGUCUUUAUUUUAGGAAGAGGCAAAGUAAUUAUUAAUCAUUGUUGAUUUCUGAGGUUGUGUGAAGAACUGCUGUGUCAGUAUGGAAAUGUAUCCGAUAUUUUCUAAGGACUGAAGAUUGGACAGGUUUUAAGGAAAUUAAACACAUUGAAGUAA